This is a messenger RNA of Tachysurus vachellii, 2183 nucleotides long. Its product is annotated as leucine-rich repeat-containing protein 74A. The transcript is spliced from 13 exons. The record is from RefSeq and is a predicted model, not a curated record. The coding region runs from base 354 to 2183 and encodes 609 amino acids. Lineage: Eukaryota; Metazoa; Chordata; Actinopteri; Siluriformes; Bagridae. Gene Ontology annotation, molecular function: calcium ion binding; protein binding.
GAAAUUCUGUAUCUCUGGAUAUCUGUGACUGACUGCAUCGAGCUAAGACAAUAAAUAUUUCAUGACUGCACGGGUCAAUAGGCUUAGGACUGAAAGGUAUUCCACAAGCAACACGGGUAUCGCAUGUAUUCCUGUUGCUAAGACAGGAUCUGAAUUUACAUUUAAGUAAACAGAGACAUAAACACACCACCUGAUGGAGUAUUACACUGUAAGAAAACCCACAUCAAGCUUUGGAGGAUUUAGUAGUUGAGCCAAAUUUAGUUGACUACCAGAGUGUAUGGAUGGAGGAUAAAAUAUGGAGCAGACCAUUGUGUCACUGGAUUGUCUAAGCCUAGCUGAGAGAGACAGAACUUAUGAGGCUAAAUUUGAGGAUGAGUGGGAUACAGACACUGAAGCUGAAGAAGAGAAAUACGAAAGACACGUCCACAGCUGAGGUGUAUCUGCAGGCAUGCAAACUGCUCGGUGUCGUUCCAGUCAGCUACUUUCUGAGAAACCUUGGCUGUGCCACCAUUAACCUCAACCACCAUGGACUCGGCCCUUUAGGUGGAAAAGCUCUGGCCAUCGCUCUUGUGACUGACACACACACAACAACCCUGGAACUGGCUGACAAUUUUCUGUUGGCUGAGGGAGCAAGAGAUCUUGUUCAGAUGCUGAAGGCUAAUUUAACUAUUCAAAAUUUGGAUCUCUCUGACAAUCAUUUACAAUCUGCUGGAGCUGAGCAUGUCACAAGGAUCCUGGUGGAUAACGUGUCUAUCAGAUCACUCAGACUAUCUGGAAACGGAUUCUCCGAGAAUGAUGCCAAAUGGUUUGCAGAAGCCUUUACGACCAACUACAGAGUAAAAGAGUUAGACCUGAGUCACAAUAAGUUCUGUGGAAGAGCAGGAGAAUACCUUGGUCAAAUGCUAGCUAACAACGAGGGUGUAGAGGUCCUUAAUCUGAGUUGGAAUCACCUCCGGAUGAAGGGUGCUGUGGCUUUCUGCGCUGGACUUAAAGUCAAUGUGACUCUGAAACACUUAGACCUCUCCUGGAACGGCUUUGGCAAUGAAGGAGCGCUGGCUUUGGGUGAAGCUCUGAAAUUCAACAAUACGUUAGUUUUUCUGGACCUUAGUAACAACCGCAUCAGUGAUGAAGGAGUCGGAAUGCUUUGCAGGGGACUUGAGACCAAUGACACUCUCAGAACACUGAAGCUGGCUUAUAAUUCACUGACAGUAGAAGGUGCCUUGGCUUUGAUCAGUGUCAUAAAGAACUCUCUGAAAACAGCCCUCGAGGAGAUCAACAUAUGUAACGUGCUGGUGAAUGAACUCUUUAUACAGCUGCUGGAGUUGACAUGUCAGGACCACCCUGCCUUACAGGUGCACUAUGGUGGUGUUGGAGGAUUUAUUGCCAAAAAGCCUCCAAAGAGGCCUGACCCUAUGAAGGUUAUUCAGGAUUAUCUUGAUCAGCGCAAGCUUCGGCUGUGGGAUUUCUUCCGCAACAUCGAUAAAGAUGGGACAAUGCAUGUUUCUGUCUCAGACUUCAGAAAGGCAGUGCAGCAUUCUAACAUCCCACUGGAUCGCUUUCAGAUUGAACAGCUCAUCCAAAAACUAGACCGGGAAGGAACAGGCAUGGUAGAUUAUAGAGGCUUGGCUGACACGAGAAAGCAGAUGAUGCGAGACCAUCGUCGAAAGCUGCGCAAAGUAGAGUCCCGUCAGAAGAAGGAGAAGCAGAAGAGUGAGCGCAUCCUCAAGACCUUCCAAUCAGCCGUUGAGGCCGUUACCCCACGUACCUCCAUUGUCAUGUCACCAGGAGGAAUUAAAGAGGACUCCAGUGGCCCUCAGCGCUUUUCAGCCACCCCCCUCAGUUCCUGGCAUCACAUUGUCAUAUCCAACAGCAGCCGUUACUCCGUCACUAACAUGAGCAGCGAGCAUGGCCAGUUUCCUAUGAUAAGGAAUGCUGCAUCCUGCAGGUCCCUGAGCUCCCCAGCCAUGCGCUCUUACUCCCAGCCUAACCUAAUAGACAAUCGCAGCUCCCUGCCUUCGCUAACCAAACCUGCAUCAGCUCAGGGUAUGAACACUAUCUCCAGUAAACUUAGUCCCACUGACAACAACCUGACAAGAUCAAGACCGGCAAUAAACACUGAGCAACCCAUUGUACGAGUAAAAGUUUCCAAUGGGAAGAAAAAGAAAAGUAAAAAAAAAAGUUGA